Molecule: messenger RNA, 1164 nt
Organism: Cucurbita pepo subsp. pepo (vegetable marrow)
Lineage: Eukaryota; Viridiplantae; Streptophyta; Magnoliopsida; Cucurbitales; Cucurbitaceae
Product: putative adenylate kinase 7, mitochondrial
Biological process (GO): nucleobase-containing compound metabolic process
Molecular function (GO): nucleobase-containing compound kinase activity; ATP binding
Source: RefSeq, a predicted model, not a curated record
UGUUUUCUUCUUCUUCUUCUUCUAUUUUCCUUUUUUUACGUCUUAAACCCCAAACUUCGCCGCCGCCAUGUCCGUCCUCAGCCGCCUCAGCGCGGUGGCGCGGCCGAUCCGCUGUUUCCGUGAGUCUCCGAUCGCGAGAAGAGCGUAUGGAUCUGCGGCGGCACUGGAGGUGGAUUACGAUUACUAUGAGGACGACGAGGAAUUCGAGAGAGUGAGUGGGGAUCGGAGCCAGGGCAGGGCGAUGGCGGAAUCUCGAGGGUGGAUGCCGAGAAGAGGAGUGCAGUGGGUGGUUUUGGGAGACCCUGGGUCGAAGAAGCAUGUUUAUGCAGAGAGGCUCUCGAAGCUUCUCGAUGUUCCUCAUAUUUCCAUGGGGAGUCUUGUUCGUCAGGAGCUCAAUCCUCGGUCUUCUAUCUACCAGCAGAUUGCUAGUUCAAUCAAUGAAGGAAAGCCUGUUUUGGAAGAAAUCAUUUUCAGACUGUUGUCAAAGAGGCUAGAAGAAGGGUAUUGCAAUGGUGAAUCGGGCUUCAUUCUUGAAGGAAUUCCAAGAACAAGGAAUCAAGCAGAGAUUCUUGACCGAACUGCAGAUAUUGAUUUGGUCAUUAAUUUCAAAACCACUGAAGAGCCCUUGAUUAGAAAGAAUCUGGGUUCUGGAAACUUUUCUGGCUUUCAUGAAUAUAGCACCAUAUGCAGCUCUGGGAGCAGUCAAAAUCUCCAGCCACUGGACAAAGAGCCGAAAUGCCUUUCUGCUACUACAGAAUAUUCCUGGAAAGAAAUGACAUCUAUGGAGCAGAGGAAGCCAUUGGAAGAGUACUACAGAGGACAGAGGAAACUUGUGGACUUCCAAGUAACAGGAGGGCCGGGAGAAACAUGGAAAGGGUUAUUGGAAGCAUUACAUCUUCAGCAUAUUAAUGCUGUAAGUUCUACUCAGAAGCUAACCACAUGAUUUUAGCUUCAAGUUUUGGUUCAUCCUUUUUAACCAUUGCGGCGUAGUAGUAAAUAUAAAUGUGAGAGUGAAUUGACAUAAUAACAUCAUCAUGCUGGAGUUUUCCUACCCCAAAUAUAUUGAGUUUUGAUGUUUUGUUCAACAAUUUUUGUUUGUUUGUGAGUUUUGUAAUGUAGAAGUCAGUCAGUGAAGUUAUAAGGGAAGUUUUGACAAAAAUGUCA